AUGGAGUCGUUGAAGGGUAGGAGGGAUGUUCGGAGCUGUAGCAGAUUCAUUGAAGCCCAACACCAGCACCUGCGAGCCCUUGACCAGCAGAACGGCUACUGGAAGCAGAGAGCAAAAAUCUUUUGGCUCAAAGAUGGUGACCAAAAUACUACCUUUUUCCACAAUGCGGUUCGGAGGAGAAGGCAAAGAAAUCGAAUUACAAAGUUGAAGCGAAGUGAUGGUACCUGGGCUGACAGAGGUAAUGGUUUAAAUGAGCUUAUAACUGAGUACUUCCAUGUUCUGUUCAAUGAGUCUUCUCAUUUUCUUAAACCCGUUCUGGAUUGUUUUGAAAGGAAAAUAUCUGAAUCCAAAACACUUUGCUUAUUGAUCUCCGACAAUAUCCUCCUAGCCUAUGAAACGAAUCAUUUCCUAAACAGAAAGACCAGUGGGAAUAUGGGGAGUGUGGGGAUGAAGAUUGAUAUGAGCAAGGCUUAUGACAGAGUCAAUUGGGAUUUAGUGGAGGGAAUUAUAGAAAAACUGGGUUUCUGUAAUGAUUUUGUGGCCAUGGUUUCGGGUUGUAUUAGGUCUGUGAGAGCAAAUUCUUAUGAGGUCAAUGUGCUAAAAGCUAUCUUAGAAGAGUUCUCGGAUGCUUCUGGGCAACAGGUUAAUUUGGGCAAGUCUGAUCUUACCUUCAGUAGGAAUGUGGAUGGGCCCUCAAGAGAAGUUGUGACAGAGAUUAUUGGCUUUGGGGAAGGAAAUCAGAGAGGAAAGUACCUUGGCGUUCCUUCUUUAGUUGGCAGAAGAAAAAAUGAAGUUUUGGGAUUUAUAAAUGACAAGAUUCUGAGCAAAAUAAGGAGUUGGAACAAUAGAUUUUUAUCUCGUGCAGGCAGAGAAAUCUUAAUUAAAAAUGUGCUCCAAGCAGUCCCGACAUAUGCAAUGAGCACGUUUCUUCUGCCAAAAGAUCUCUGUAGGAAUGUGGAGAAUUCCCUUAACAGAUUCUGGUGGAAAGGAAGCUUGGAGAAUGGUAAAGGAAUAAAUUGGAAAUGCUGGAAAGAUCUUUGCAAACCAAAAGCAUGUGGAGGAAUGGGAUUCCGGAGAAUGAGAGAGUUCAAUUUAGCAUUGUUAGGCAAACAAGGAUGGAGGUUCAUGCACUACCCGGAUUCUCUUGUCACAAAGGUUUUCAAAGCUAAGUACUUUAGGCACUGCUCGUUCUUAGAAGCCAGGCUGGGUACAAACCCGUCAUUUGUGUGGUGUAGCAUUAUGGAAGCUCAAGGGGCCCUUAAAGACAACUGUAAAUGGCGGGUGGGUGAUGAAGUUCUAUCAAUGUGUGGCAGGAUCCUUGGUUAA
Molecule: messenger RNA, 1326 nt
Organism: Ipomoea nil (Japanese morning glory)
Lineage: Eukaryota; Viridiplantae; Streptophyta; Magnoliopsida; Solanales; Convolvulaceae
Exons: 3
Coding region: 1-1326 (441 amino acids)
Source: RefSeq, a predicted model, not a curated record